Molecule: messenger RNA, 5824 nt
Organism: Mytilus californianus (California mussel)
Lineage: Eukaryota; Metazoa; Mollusca; Bivalvia; Mytilida; Mytilidae
Exons: 19
Coding region: 206-2209 (667 amino acids)
Biological process (GO): centrosome cycle; spindle assembly
Cellular component (GO): HAUS complex; centrosome
Source: RefSeq, a predicted model, not a curated record
GUCUCCCUUCUUUGGCGGUAGAUUUUCAAGUUUUUUCCUGAACACUGUUAUGACUGUAAUUGAUUGAUGUGGUUGGGUAUAUAGUACAGAUUAUGAAAUCAUGGAAACCGUAGUUGGAUUUUUUAUAAACAUUUAAGGCAAAUUUUGCCAAGAGACGAAACUGUCUACAUAAAUUUAUACAUUCUACGAUUUUGGAAAGAUAGCAAUGGCAUCUGAUGACGAUAUAGCAUCAAGAUUACAUACCUGGGCUUUACAAGAGAUGCACUUCCAUCCACAGGGUAGACAUGUUAAUACACCUUUACCAAAUGCAAGCCAGUUCAAACAAAUUUUCCGAGGUCCUUCAGCAGAUUUCUGGAAGUUUGUAUUAUCAAGAGUUAGAUCUGCACAGACAGUGAAGAAAGUGAAAGGAAAUUUGGGAUUAAAACGACAUGCAGAUAAGUCAUAUAAAGUCAAAUACAAAACUGGCAAUAAAUUUGAUGAAGAAAAAGAGAACCUUCUGGAACAGAGAAACAAGUUGACAGGGGAGGUAACUUCAUUGUUUACUGACAUUAACCAUCUGGAAAAUGACUUCAAAAGGCUUGAACAGGAAGUGGUAGAAGCAGAGACCAGAUACCAGACAUCUUGUAAUGAAAUCAGCAUCUUGAGACGUCAGAGAGCUUUAGUGCAGACUUACUCAUUGCAAACAAAUGAUACAGCUAAACAUUAUGAAGAAUAUACCAAGAAAAUAACAACACAGGCUGAUAAACUUCUAAAUAAGGCAAAGAAAGGAUCAGAAUAUUACAGUAGAAAGAGGAGUUCUACAGACGAUGAUCAUUAUAGUUCCUCUCUAGAGACCAGACAGGGGAAACAAGUUAGAGAGACAUGUGAAGCCAUUGGAUCUUUUCUUCAGAAAAUGUUACAAGGAGAGUUUGGGACAGAUAAAACUGUAUUUCAGUCAAAGAAGGAUAUAAUAUGGAAAUCAGUGGAAGAAUUAUUAAGUGAGUUCAGUGUGACACAGAUACUGAAUGCUUUGGUAACCAAUACACAGGAGUCAGCCUUUACUCUGAGAGAUAUGACAUCUAAAGUAGACAUCAGGAGAGAUGCUGAAAAACUCAGGUUUAAAUAUGAAAGAACAGGACAACUCAGAGAUGAAUCUAAUCCUCCAAAUAUCUUACAAAGUGUUCACCAACUGUUAGAGGAAAAUCAAGUAAACCAGAUAAAAAGAUUUGUAGAAACAGAGAAGUUUUGUAAUGAGACCUGGAAAUUGGAACAAAGAUUUGCUGAAGUCAAGGAAGAAAUUGAUACUAAAUUACAAUUUGUUUUCAAAAACCAUAAAGAUUUAAAACUUGCAAGAGAAUUGAUUGAAUGUGAUAUAGAUUUAGUGGGCAGAAAAGCCAUUCUAGCUAGUUUGAACUGUGAAGCUAACAAUUUAAGAGAACUUAUUUCAAAAUCAUUGAAGGAUAAAGACAUUAUAUGUGCCAAAUUCCAAAGAAUUCAAGAUUUUAAACAAAUAGUGGAAAGAAAACAAAAUUUGAUACAGGUUCUUGCCAGACAGAAUUAUAAUGCUAAAUCUAGAUUAGAAGAUCAAAGGAAAGAGAUUGAUCAGUACAUAAACAAGUCCUUGUCUACACACUUCACAGAAACACAGUCACUGACCAUUGGGUUGCAUGGAUCUGUUGUAGAUGAAAUAGAUAAAUUUACAGCCCUGGCCUUACCUAAUUUAUUAUUUACUGUUGUCAAUGAAAGUGCUUUGAAGACCCCAAUAUCAGACAUUUCUAUAAACCAGACAACAAAUCCAUCCUACCAACAGUUACAACAAUUAUUAGAUACUGUACAGUUCCCACCAUAUAAGGCACCAGAAUGUAUAUUACUACACUGUUUGAAGAUGAAGUAUGAAGACACAUUAAAGAAAAUAAAUUGGUCUGACGAGGACAUUUCUUCAUCAGAAAUUGAAGAGUUAUGUAGAAAUGUUCAUGAACAUGACCAGAAGCUGUUAGAUAAAAUGUUACCAUUACUGAAUCAGAGAAUAAACUCCACAGGGAAGGCACUGGCAGACUGUGUACAUGUUAAAGAUACUAUCAGUGAAUGGUGGAACCAGCCAGCUCAGUAUGUAGUACCUUGGGUAAAAGUGGAGGGUAACAGUUUACAGAAUUGGAAGGAAAAAGGAUUCACUGCUAUCACUGUAAUCUCUGAGGAGAAAAUGAAGAUAGGGAAUUGUAAAAGACACUAGCCAGUGAGCUAUUGCUGUUAAUAAAUAUCAGUGGUGGAUUUUAAGUUGUGGCUCUUUAUGUGCAGUAAAUGGAUCCUUUUAAAAAUUUUAUGCAUUAUAUAGAGAAAAAAAAAUAAUGUUGAAAUAUAUCUUUUACUUUUUAUACCAAUUUGAAAAAAAUGACAUAUUUUUAGCUCACCUAGCUCAGAGGGCAAAGUGAGAUAUUAUCAUUACCUAGCAUCCCUUAUCUGUUAACUUUUUCCAAAUCUUCCUCUCUCAAACAACUGGAUCAAAUAUAUAUAACCAAACUUGACCAUAAUCAUUAUUAAGGUAUUUUGUGUAUAAAUAAAUUUGGCCUGCCAACCAACAUGGCUUACAUAGCUAUAAAUUUUGAACAUAGACGGAAAAUGCAAGUUUUGUCUAUUAUCUUGAAAUCUGCUAUAGAUGGAGAAAAUCUGACAGUGCAUAAAUGAUCACAAUUUAGGAUCUACCUACUCUAUAUUUACUUUAAAACUGUUAGACAUCUUAUAGGAGUAAUUGCCCUUAAAAGACAAAUGUUAUCUAUUUUGAACUCACCUGGCCAAAAGGCCAAAGUGAUUUUUUUCUCAUCACUUGCUGUCCGUCUCCGUCAUCCUCAUCAUGGUCCAUGUUAGUUAACUCUGACAAAAAUCUUCUUUUCCCUGAAACUAUUGGGCCAAAUUUAACCAAACUUGGCCACACUAAUAAUAAAUGUAUCUUGUUUAAAAAAAUGCGCCUGAUUACCUUGCCGCCCAACCAACAUGGCCGACCUUAAAAAAAGAACAUAGGGGUGAAAUGCAAAAAAAUCUUAAAAAAGGCAAUGAAUAGAGAAAAUCUGACAGGGGCAGAAGUUUCAGCAUAUUUCCAAAUCUACCUGCUGUCCAUUAUCAUCAAAACUGUCAGUCUACUUCCUCGUGUUCCUACAAAUUAUUUAAUGCCCAAAAAGGUGCAAGCCAGGGCCGACCGUGCAAGGGCUGUAUAGCCAGUCAAGGUCAUUAAAAAACUUCCAUUUGUCAUGUUCCUAUAGGAAUUAUAGUCCUUAAAAAUGUUAAAUGUCGCAUUUUACUGAUAGCUUACCUGGCCUAAAAGGGAUUAAGAGUUGAGGCUCAGUCAUUGAAAUAAAUUCCCUCUUAAAAUAAUAAUUUUCAGUGUCUUUCAGUUUGAUUCUCAUGAUACAGUGCGACCUGGGACAAAGUUCAGAUCAUUAGACAAUAAAAGUUUGAAAUGUCUGACAUAUGUUUUAACAUUGCUUCAGUCGAUUAUUAUAAAUGUCUGACAUAUGUUUUAACAUUGCUUCUGUCGAAUUGUUAUAUACAAGGAAAUGGUUUUUAUAAAUAAAAUUAUUACAGAUUUCUCACUUGGGACAAGCAAGUACAGAAAAUGACUGGGUUUAAAAUUGUAAGGCUCCAACAAAAAACUUAAGUGUUAAUACCUGCCAACUUUUAGUAUCUACAUUUGAUUUAGCACUUUUUAUGCGCCUGUCAAAUUUUUGUCUGGCGUCCGUCCGUCUGUCCGUCCGUCUGUCUGUCUGUCCGUCUGUCUGUCCGGCAUAAACAUGUUGCACCGUAACUUGAGAAUGACUUAUCCAAAUUUCAUGAAACUUUACAUAGUUGUUUCUUGUGAUGGUCAAACGAUCUGUAUACUUUUUGGUGAAAAUAAGAUUAAAACUUUUUGAGUUACGGGACUUAGUAACUAAAACAGGUGUGUGUUUUUUUUCACAUGUCGCGCCGUAUCUCAAAAACAAUUUAUGAUUAUUGCUUAAAACUUUACACACUUCUUAGUUAUAUUAAUCUUAAGAUCUGUUUACUUUUUGGUGAUGAUUCAAAAUUUUAUUUUAGAGAUAUUGAGUAUUUUGUUAAAAAAGGGGAGGGGUUUUUCACAUGUCGCGCCUUAUCUCAAAAACAGUUUAUGAUUAUUGCUUAAAACUUUACACACUUCUUAGUUAUAUUAACCUCAACAUCUGUAUACUUUUUGGUGAUGAUUAAAAAUUUUAUUUUUGAGUUAUUGAGUAUUUUGUAAAAAAAGGGGGAGGGUUUUUUCACAUGUCGCGCCGUAUCUCAAAAACGAUUUAUGAUUAUUGCUUAAAAUUUUACACACUUCUUUGUUAUAUUAAUCUAAAGAUCUGUAUACUUUUUGGUUUUGAUUCAAAAUUUUAUUUUUGAGAUAUUGAUUUUUUUUUUUUUAAAGGGGGGUUUUCACAUGUCGCGCCGUAUCUCAAAAACGAUUUAUAAUUAUUGCUUAAAAUUUUACACACUUCUUAGGUAUAUUAAUCUUAAGAUCUGUAUACUUUUUGGUUUUGAUUCAAAAUUUUAUUUUAGAGAUAUUGGCGCAGCUGUUUAUUUCUAGGAGUUACGCCCCUUUGAACUUAUUUGCCUCAAUAUACCACUGCAACAGUUUGUCAUCGCAACUCCUCUGAAACCACACAACAGAAUUUCAUGAAACUUUGUACAUAAUAAGGACAUACUAUUUAGAUGUGCAUAUCGACAGGAAAUUAUGAUUAUUUUUUUUCUAGGAGUUACGCCCCUUUGAACUUAUUUGCCUCAAUAUACUACUGCAACAGUUUGUCAUCGCAACUCCUCUAAAACCACACCACAGAAUUUCAUGAAACUUUGUACAUAAUAAGGACAUACUAUGUAGAUGUGCAUAUCGACAGGAAAUUAUGAUUAUUUUUUUUCUAGGAGUUACGCCCCUUUGAACUUAUUUGCCUCAAUAUACUACUGCAACAGUUUGUCAUCGCAAUUCCUCUAAAACCACACCACAGAAUUUCAUGAAACUUUGUACAUAAUAAGGACAUACUAUGUAGAUGUGCAUAUCGACAGGAAAUUAUGAUUCAAUUUUUUUUCUUAAGAGUUAUUUUAUUUGUCCAGUGACAAUGUGGGGGCGUGGGGUAUGUGAGCGCGCUCACUGAGGUUCUAUAAUUUUCAUAAUAUUUUAAAGAAAAAAGGUGCCAAUGGCUAAUAUCUCGAAAACAAGCACACUGACCCUUCAUUUUUUUCUGCUUUUUUAGGCAGUUAAGCUGCCUUAUGCAAGCACCCUAGAUUUGUGUUCUUCCCAACGAAUGCUGAAAAAAGUGUCAUUGUUAUAAUCUAGCAGGCUAAUGUGUUAUUUAUAACUAAUUGGACAUUUUUAUCAUACUUUUGAUUCUGGAAUACAAACAAUAUGACCAGAAUAACCUGAAAUGAUCAUCAAACGACCCAUAAUAUUUGAAGUUGCACAUAGGAAAUAGUGCUCAAUAGAAAUCCGUACGUAGUUUAUUACCCCCUGUGCUUUUGGCUAAGAUGUCAAAGAACAAUUGUAUGAAAUAUUUCAUCACCGAAAAUCUGUAAUUACAAUCGUUUAUAUUUCCCAAAUGGCAAAAUGCGUAGGAAUAUUGUUCAUGUACACCAAAUCUCUAUGAUAGAGGAAUUAAAGUUAUAUAUAGUAGUCUAAGUUGGCGGUAAUUUUAACUUACACGAAACGUAAGUUCGUUUGAUUCUGAUGAUAUAAAGCCCGAUUAAAAGAAAGUAUUGUUAAUCAUGAUAUUCUUUUAGUUUUAGAAGAUUGUGAUUAUUUAAUUGAUUUCAAUUAAAUGUAUGCACAUUUAAUUUCCUUUCUUUUAUUAAAUUAUUCCGUUUAUCA